Molecule: messenger RNA, 4022 nt
Organism: Zophobas morio
Lineage: Eukaryota; Metazoa; Arthropoda; Insecta; Coleoptera; Tenebrionidae
Product: endoplasmic reticulum metallopeptidase 1-like
Exons: 8
Coding region: 251-2908 (885 amino acids)
Biological process (GO): proteolysis
Molecular function (GO): metalloexopeptidase activity
Source: RefSeq, a predicted model, not a curated record
AGCGCGCAGUAUCCGCAGAAACAGCAGAAAACUAGCAGAGGUUGCGUUGUGCGCAACCCUUUACAUUUUUUUUUUCUAAAAUAAAACUAUCAAAAUUUUCGUCUAUCGGGUUUGGUUAAGAUAUCUGACAAGCAAGUGUUCAAAAAUGAUCUUAUCUCCGAUAGGUUGUGUUUACUUUUCAUAGCAACACGGGUUUAAAAAUUAGUGUGCGGGAGGCAUUUCUCAGCAGCAACCCAGUAAUCCUUCGGACAUGUCGAAGAACCCAACAUCUUUGCGAAAGCGUCCCAAAGACCUAAAAGCUCCCCAGCCACUCUCGUCGGAUCGCAAAAAUGAUAAAUCGAAAGUCAUUCGGCCCAUGCAAACAGCCCACUUCAUAGCGGUCCUAGGUUUAAUGUUGCUGGUCUUCGCCGCGGUUAUCGUAAUAGAAAAGCAGCUUCCCACGGGACUAAAAAUAUCGGACGAGGCGAAAAACCCGGACCGCUUUAUAGCAGAACGUGCAUACAACAUUUUAAAAAAACUAACGAAAAUUGGCCCUCGAAUAGCCGGCAGCAACGCCAACGAGGUGACCGCCGUAGAGUUACUAAAGUCAGAAGUGCAAGAAAUCAUCAAGAAGACCAACCAGAAUCACGUCAUCGAGCUGGACAUACAGAAAGCGAGUGGCGAUUUUCAUUUAGAGUUCCUUGACGGGAUGACCAAUGUGUACAGAGAUGUGCAGAAUGUGGUUGUCAAAGUAGGAUCGAAGAUCAAGUCCCCUCAUAGCUUGCUGAUCAAUUGCCAUUUUGAUACAGUGGUUGAUAGCCCAGGUGGCAGCGAUGACGGCGCCGGGUGUGCCGUCAUGCUGGAGAUACUCCGAGUCCUGUCGAAAUCGCCGAAGAUUCUCCGUCACAACAUUAUUUUCCUCUUCAACGGAGGCGAAGAGAACUUUAUGCCGGCAAGUCACGGCUUCAUAACUCAGCACAAAUGGGCUAAAGAAGUCCGAACUUUCAUCAAUUUGGAAGCGUGCGGAGCCGGCGGUCGAGAAGUUCUCUUCCAGGCCGGACCCAAUCAUCCGUGGAUACUAGAAACGUACUCUGAAGAAGUGCCUUACCCCUACGCGUCGUCCCUGGCCCAAGAGAUUUUCCAGAGCGGAGUAAUUCCAGGAGAUACCGAUUAUAGAAUAUUCAGAGAUUUUGGAAACGUAUCGGGUCUCGACUUUGCAUGGUCUGCUAAUGGAUACGUUUACCAUACGAAGUUCGACACUAUCGAUCAUAUCCCUCUGGGUUCGUUGCAGAGAACGGGAGAUAAUAUUUUGGCGCUAGCUAAAGGCAUGGCUCAGGGACACCAGCUGUCCGAAGUUGACAAGUACAGGGCCGGAAAUUUAGUCUUCUUUGACUUUUUGGGUGCUUUCGUCGUACGGUGGCCGAUGAUUGUGGCCGACCUCAUUAAUCUGUCGACUGUGAUAUUUUCAUUGUUUUCCAUUCACGAGAACAUACAGAGCGCUAAAAAAAAUGAAGACUUAACUACAAGACAGUACUUUAGAAAAUUGUCUGGCUGUAUGUCCAUCAUCAUCGCUUCUUGGAUAGCUUCUAUCAUCGCCGCCAUCAUGAUCGCAGUGUGUUUAACCGGUCUGGGCAGAACUAUGAGUUGGUACGCACGUCCACUCUGGAUCUUCUUCCUUUACGUCAUUCCUACACUUGUAGUCUCUAUGGCAGUAAUUCUUCUACACUCCAAGUACUACCAAAAUGAUCUCGAACUAUCUCCAUGGACGAUGUUCCAAUUCUACUACGACGCAUAUCAGCUAAUUUGGACCAUAUUCCUUCUCUUCGGUGUACUAGUCAGGGUGCGUUCCAGCUUCAUAGCCCUAAUCUGGGUGUUCUUCGCAUCGUUAGGUAACUUCCUUAAAUCAAGACUGUUCGGAAAAUGGAGAGAUUCAAAGUGGUUGUUGCUACAUAUCGGAGUGGCCGGCUUACCGUUUGUUCAGUGCUUCUAUCUGAUCAUAGGUGCUUUGUAUCUCUUCAUCCCGAUAAUGGGACGAGCUGGAGCAGGAAGCCACGCCGAAUUCUUGAUUGCCAUAAUGGUCAGCACUUUGUUCACUCUUCUAUUCAGUUUUGCCGUGCCGUUGAUCCUGCUUGUAAAAGGGGUCGAGAGGAUAUUCAGCUUGCUGACGGGAUUGUUCCUUUUGUCGGUUGCCCUUUUAAUACUCACCCCGUUGGGAUUUCCAUAUUCCGGAGAACCGUCUUCUUUGGCGCCACAACGAUUUAUGAUAGCUCAUUCCAAGAGGACUUUUCAUGACGUCUCGGGCGCUAUAGCCAACGAGAAAACCGGUUACUGGAUAGUCGAUAUGGACAUUAACAGUCCACAUACAGUCGACAGACACGUACCUGAGAUGGCGGCGGCAGAACUCGUAGACGAAGACUGCAAGAAUUAUUUAUAUUGCGGCUUGCCGUAUUUAGUUCCUGUUUUGACGAUGUUGUGGAAGACGCACUGGUUACCAGGACCGGCUCCUGAGUUGCGAGUUCCAGUUACCAUGAACGUAUUGAGUAGAGAACCCAUCAAGGACGGAUUGAGAAUUACCGUGGAGAUUGACGGACCUACGCAUAUAGACGUUAUGAUAUCGCCGGUUUUGGGAGUGACGCUGACUGAGUGGAAUUUGAACAGCAAAACACCAUUGGCUGGGCCUAGGUGGAAUGGGAGGGAUACCUAUUUCAUUUACUAUGCGUAUGGUUUGAAACGUGUGCCUUUGAGGUUUUACAUGGAUUUUAAGGUUCCUGUGACGCAUUCUGGGCCCAUAAUGGAUUUUGCUGUAAGUUCCCAGUUUCUCUUCGAACCUGGAAAGAGUACAAAACAGUUCAGAGAUUUCGUCUCCAAAUUUCCAUCGUGGACAGCGGUCUCAUAUUGGACAGCGACAUACGAAUCGUGGAUAAUUUAAUCGACUUGGUUUCGUAGAUUCAAUUCGUUACAUGACUUAUUAUAUAAAAAAGACUAGAAGUUUGUGUUCAAAUCCGUAUAACGUUGAGCGUCCGGUGUAUUCCUUCAGCGGGGAUAGCGAAUGUUAUGAUAUUUCCGACAGUAUUUUAAUUAUUUACGAGUGAUUCGCUCUUCCUGUUGGAGGAUAAGGCGUUCCAGCCAAAGAUUCAACUCAUCUUUCAACAUAUCUAGGGGCAUACGUAAAGUUGUUUUCGGGCGAUUUUCAAAACGUUAUAUUUUGCCUUGUGCCAAAAACAACGACAUAUUCGUAGAGUAUUAGGGUUUUUAGAAUGGUCUACAGUGACGUUUGCUCAGUUUUUAGGGUAUUUAAAUGUGGUAGAAUUAAAAUUAGUCAAUUAGCGAAAUUGUCGAAAUUUCCGCAUUCUUCUCAAUCCAUUAUGGCCAGUCUAUAUCGUAAAGCAGAAAGUACAAUAAAAUUUUUGCAAUACAGUAAAUUAGUAAUGCAACAAGCUUUGUACAUAUCAUGACGACAUAUUUAUUGAGGGUCGCAUAGACUAUGAGCUUUAUUCUUAUAAUUUAGGCUUUAUCGCGAAUGUAAAUAAAUCACUUGAUAAAUAAGACACAGUUAUCCUUUUUGUCGGUAGACUCGUGAAUAUUGCGCGAGCCGAAAAGAAGGAUGAAUAAAACAAGUAUUCCCGAAGGUUUCGAUUCGUUUAAGUCAGUUUUCACACAACGGCCAUUUUAUGAACGUUGUUCGACAUUACCGGCGAUUACCCAACUCAAACAGUUUGUUUCAAGUUUACCUAACAACUUUUUGGUUUUGUGCUAAUUGAGUUAGCAUUUUCUGACCACAUUUUCUAAUUUCCAGCAAGGUUCGUGUCUCUUACAGUAUGGCUGUUUUUAAUAUUUCCUUUUAUUGAUUAUUAUUGUAUACAACAGGUUGUUUGUUAUCGAUAUAAUUUUAAUAUACCUAUGUAUUUAAUGUGAUAUCCUACCGACACCAAAUUUUUAUAUUUACUGUGUGCAUUUUGGUGAUAUGUUUGCGCACUCAUGUUUUGCAUUGUUAUGAAAUAUAUUAUAUAUUGUUAUCAAAAUAAACAUCUUAAGGAUUUGUA